Trematomus bernacchii (emerald rockcod) is the source of this 2635-nucleotide messenger RNA. RefSeq names its product kinesin family member C1 (gene kifc1). Bases 235 to 2160 code for a protein of 641 amino acids. NCBI's taxonomy places the organism in Eukaryota, Metazoa, Chordata, Actinopteri, Perciformes, Nototheniidae. The transcript is spliced from 17 exons. Gene Ontology annotation, molecular function: ATP binding; microtubule motor activity; microtubule binding. Gene Ontology annotation, biological process: microtubule-based movement. The record is from RefSeq and is a predicted model, not a curated record.
ACAUCAAGUCAUCGAGUGGACUAGCCUUUACUGUGCAAACAGCGUAUAUCCCGCCCAUGCGGGACACUCUGUACAGAGAACCAAGCAUUUGGGCGGAGGCGGAGUUAACACUACUCAACCAAUCACAGCAGCAUCUCUGGAGCGCCCACCAAAACAGUUUGCUUUCAAAUUCAAACCGCCCGGAUACGUAGGAUUGGGAACAUCUUUGUUUCUGAAGUCAACUUUAGUCAGAACAUGUCCCGCUUGCCAGUCAUUUCACACAAGAGGGUCCUCGCGACCAGCUCCAACAGCUCCGAGAAUGACCAAGACCUUGCACCGGCUCAGAAAAAGACUCGCAAGGACCCAGAGCCUGUCAAACCUUAUGCAGCAUCUACCAUCAUCGGUACCAGGCGGGCUCCAGUUGCACCAACCAAAGCACCUAUUUCUCGGCCAUUCAGACCAACGGGAGCUGCCACUGUGGCUGCCGCUCCUUCCAGAGGGGUCCUGAAACAAUCUAUUGCUUCAACCGCACCAAGGGGAGGCAACAUUAAAGCAGCUGCUGCACCCACUGGCACAAAAGCAGUCACAGGCGGGGCCGCGGGCACAAAGCGUCAAGCAUGGGACCUGAAGGGCAAGGUCACCGAUAUGGAGAGUAAGCUACGUAACUACCAGACCAAGGUCAAAUCUGUCAACCAGGAGAAUGAGGAUUUGAAAAGCACGACGGUCAAAAGCCAAACAAGAGUGACUGAUUUGGAGAAAAGUGUGGCGGUGCAGAGGAGCCAGAUCAGUGAGUAUGAGCAGGAGUUGCAGGCGUUGUCAGGAGUCCGGGAGGAGUUGGAUAAAGUUUCCAGUGAGAAGAGUUCUCUUGAAAAGCAGCACUCCAACUUAGAGGGCAAAUACAAGGUCAUGGAGACUCUCCGGGACAGCCUGGAGACUCUCCGGGACAGCCAGGAGACAGAGCUGCAAACUCUCACGAUGAAGCUUUCCAUGCAGGAGUCGACUCUGUCCCGCCUGCAGCUGACCCUCAGAGACGCAGAGGAAGAGGUCCGUUCUCUGGGGGACACCAUGGUCCAGCAGAAAGACGAGCUUCAUGCUGGGGAGAUGGAGCGCAGACAGCUCCACAACGCCAUCCAGGAGCUCAAGGGUAAUAUCAGGGUCUUUUGCCGAGUGCGCCCCCUGACGGGCGGAGGCCUCAGCCAGCACCUUCAGCUGCCAGCCACUGACAACAAGACCAUAACUCUGGCUAAAACUGAGGAGUCUCACACAGGCAAAACUGCUGACACUCAGAAAAAUUACAACUUCAAUUUUGACAGGGUGUUUGGACCCCAGGCUUCACAAAAGGAGGUCUUUGACGAGAUCUCUCUGCUGGUGCAGUCUGCGUUAGAUGGCUACAACGUCUGCUGCUUCGCUUAUGGCCAGACAGGAAGUGGAAAGACGUUCACCAUGGAGGGAGCCGAGUAUGAUGAGGCCAGAGGCGUCAUUCCCAGAGCCGUGACACAAAUCUUCAGAGCAGCAGAGAAACUCGGAGCACAAGGCUGGGAGUUCACCUUUACAGCGAGUUUUGUCGAAAUUUACAAUGAGACCCUCCGAGACCUCCUCUACACCGGCAAAGCCAGCAAGAGGCCCGAGCACGAAAUACGGAAGUCCGUAAACAACGAGGUGAUAAUCACCAGCCUGACGUAUGAGAAGGUCACCAACGAGGAUCAGGUUCUCGGUCUGAUCAUGUUGGCCAAUUGCAACCGCUCCACAGCCCAGACGGCCCAAAAUGACCGCUCGUCUCGCUCCCAUUCAGUCUUCCAGCUGGAUAUCGAGGGAGCCAAUGUUGGCAGGGACGUCAAAUGCAAGUCCACUCUGUGUCUGGUGGACUUGGCUGGCAGUGAGCGCUUGCUGAAGAGCCAGUCUCAGGGCGAGCGCUUCAAAGAGAUGACGGCCAUCAACAGCUCCCUGUCCAACCUGGGCAUCGUCAUCACGGCUCUGGCCAACAAGGACAUUCACGUUCCAUUCAGGAACUCCAAGCUGACGUACCUCCUGCAGGGCUGCUUGGGAGGGAACAGCAAAACCCUGAUGUUUGUGAACAUCGCCCCAGAGCUGGACAGCUUUGGGGAAACGCUCAACUCCCUGAGGUUUGCCAGCAAGGUGAACGACUGUGUCAUUGGAACGGCAAGUGCCAACAGAAAAUAGAGCAAAACGCUUUUUAAAAACAAGCUCUUGUCUUAUUUUAACCAUUAUGUUCCCAGAAGGAAAUGUUUAUAAUUGUUUUCUCUGCUUGACUUACACAUUGUGCUGCUGGGCACACACUAUAAUCGCCAUCAGUACAAACCAAAUCUAGAAUCCUUCUGUAUAUUCUCAGGGCUUUCUUUAGAGGUGCUCGAAGCAACCUUUUAAACAUUUCUAUAGUCCCAUGUAAAUUAAGUGGAUGUUUUUAAAAUGGUGUUUUUGAUUUUCUUUUAAACAAGGGUUCUUAGGAUCUCCAGUUGAGAUAUGUACCUUCAUGGACUUAAAUAACCUAUAUUAUUUUUUUCCUGUUUAUAUGUGGAGCUUCUCUUAUAACUUGCAAACAUAAAAGUUUAUUUUGUCAAACCAAUACUGUCAUUUUUGGUGACAUUGUGGAUUUCUAUCUCUCACAUGAUCUAAUAAAGACACUUAGUAGACGGGC